UUGAUUUAAGUUUAACCAAUUUUUGAAUCAAAAUUUCUAUUUUGAAUAGGAUUUCAAAUUUAAAUUAUUUUAUUUAAAUACUAAUUGGUGUUUUUUUGGUAAAGUUAUUGGAAACAUAUUGGAGAAAGAAAAAGUGAAAAACUAGUCGAUAAAGGAACAAUUGCAAACAUAAACCUAAUAAAAAAAAUUCAAGUAUAAAAAAAUUUCGAUCCAACUUUUAAGUUUAUCAGCUAUGUAUCAUAUGUUUGGUAGAAGUCUAUUAGUGAUAUAUAAGUUUAACCGUUAUUUUUACUCGUUGCAAUUUAUUCUUAUUUUAAUCAACUUCGCUCAUAUCCGGUUAAAUUAUACCAAACACUCACUUUAAGUUUGUUUCUUAAAUAUUAAAAAGUUGUUAAAUUAUACGAAAUACUCUUAAACUUUUUAUAGAUUUUGAAAAGUUUCACUUUUACUCUACUUAUGUCUUAGAUCUUGAAAACUACUAGUUUAGAGGAUACUAACACCACUCCUUCACCGUUCUUCCUUACAAGGGAAAAGAAUAUACAUGUGUGUGUAUAUAUGUGUGUAUGCAAAGACUCGAGUUUUGGAUUGUAUAUAUAUGUGUGUGUAUGCAAAGGUAGGAAGAGAGGCUAUAACAAAGCAAGAAUAGAGUUUAUUUGUUCAUUAAAGGAAGGAAGAGAAAAUACCUCAACGAACAUUUUUUGGUCUUUUCAUGAAAAACCAAGACACAAAUUCAAUGAAUAUGUAUUUGAUAGACCGUAUUUGAUAGACCAUCUAAAUUCUUUUUGUGAAAACAAUAUUUGUUCUACACAGAACGAAACAAUUUUAAAAAAAUAACAUUGCAUUUAGUAGAAUAAAAAAUAAAAUAAAACUAACAUAUUCGUGUUUUAACAUCCAGUAAAAUAAACUAAAAAAUAAAUUAGGUUAAAUUCCAAAUCUUGUCUAUAUGAUUUUGAUAAAGUUAAAAAGUUAGUACAUAUGUUUGUUAAAAUUUAGAUUUAAAAUCCUUUGCCUCUAUGGUUUGCUAUGAAAAGAUGGACAAAUUAUAACUUUAUUUAUCCUGUAAAUUACAUCAUAUUAUAAAUUAAAAACUUUACAAUUUUCUUUUAAGAGAAACAUGUAGUUUAUUGCCAACAAAUAUUGGGUGAAUAGUUGUAACUAUUUUCUAAUGGUUACAAUUUCAGAAUUUUACUACCAAACAGAUAUCUAAAAACCAAAAACAUAACUUUAUUUUCAUUUAAUUCCUUGUUUUAAAAUUUUUGUUUUCAGAGCCUCUAACAAACACGCCACGUGUUUCCAAUAAGAUAUAAGACAAAGAGGGGAAAAGUCAUCUUAAACAUAAAAUAGUCCUAAAGAAAAUCAUUAUUGUAAAGAUCAAUUUAUCAAUUUUUUGGUCUAUACCCGGGUAGGAAAUAUGUUGAAGUUGAUAGUUCAGAUUUUAUACUAACUGAGCAAUGUUCCCGUUAGCAAAGAAAAAUAUUGCACCGAAAUAUAUAAAUUAGUUUCAGCUUCUCUAAAACUCCUCCUAUUUAAAUUAUUGUCUAUAUAAUUACAAAACCUAAGAGUAAUCCUAUUCUAUUCUUGAGAGUAGAAGGAAGAAGAUACCUUUCCCAAGAGUGUUGAGUUUUUUAAGCUAUCUUGCUUCACAAAAAACACAAAGAAUCACCAUGGAGUAAGUGUUUAUAUCAACUACCCUCAUUUUAACCAUUCCAAACUCAAGAAAAUUGUGAGAGCGAUAUUUUCCAAAAAUAAUAUGGCUCAUUGCAUCUACACCCAAGCUGAAAAUAUCUUGACUAAGCUAAAAGAUUCCCCACCCUACCAAAAAAGAAUAGAGUAUGCGAUGUCGAGCCUUAAAGCGGUUCUUUUGGAUGCUGAAGAGAAGCAAGAACAAAAUCAACGUCUACAGAACUGGCUAAAGGAACUUCAAAAUGUCUUUUACCAAGUUGAGGACUCCAUAGAUGAAUUCAAAUGGGAAAUCUUCAAACAAAAGGACAUUGGAAAACAGGUACUUGCCCCUUUCUCGUGCUCUAAUCAAAUUUCUGCAAAUAAAUUGAAACAGAAAUGUAAAAGGAAGCAAGUAUGCGACGAACUCAAUAACAUUGCAACCAGAAUGUAUGAAUUUCAUCUCAAAGUAAAGCACAUUGAUUCCAUAAGUAUGGAGACAACACACACUUUCCCUAGUGCUUCAGAAAUUUCAAUAAGACACCUGAAACCAAGUUGGCAAUUGCUUUACCCUUUAAUAGAUGCUUCCAGAACAUAUGACGAAAUAUAUGAUGGAAUUUUGAAUGUUUUCAAUGAAUGUACUCAUGUAUUCCACAUAGUUGGGGAAGCCGGUAUAGGUAAGAGCACAGUGGCCAGAUUCUUGUACAAUCAUAACAAUGUAGUUGGUAAGUAUACUUCAAGAUACUGGGUUUGUGUGGAGGAAGGCUUUAAUAAACAUAGAUUGGUGAAGGAGGUUUACAGUCAUGCAGACAAUAAAGAAAUUUGCGAGGACUUGACGACAGAACAAUUGCUUUCUAAGGUUAAACGACUUCUGAAAGUGGAAACUUUUUUGCUCGUCUUUCAAGACCUUUCAAUCACCAACUUGAAAGAUCGUUCCCCUUUAGUGUUAAAUGAAUUAUUGGAGAUGGGACAACAUGGCAGCAAGAUCAUAGUGACCACACAAACUGAGGAAAUUGCAAAUUAUUUACAAGACCGUGGCUACAAGACUGAGAGACGAUCAAAGGAAAAUCUGGCGAAUGGUGACAGAGUAUCUGCACACAAUCAGUCGUUAACAAAAAAUACCCAGAACCAAGCAGUUCCAGGUUCACAAAUUGAGGAAACUGCAGACGCUAUAGCAAACAAAAUCUAUGAACACAGCCUAUCAUUAACAGAAGAUGCUCAGAAUCUAGAAGUUCCAAUUCCACAAGUUACAGAAGAUACUAAUAUUGGCUUGGGGAUCAAUCCAGAUAUCCCACCGAUAAAGCAAGAUGAUACGGAAUAUCAAACAAUUUUCAAACUUGAGAAACUGUCAAAGCAAAGUUCAUCUCGUUUAUUCAAAGAAUAUGCUUUCAGAAACAGACAAGAAGUAGAAAAUCCAGAACUCACUAAAAUAGUUGAUCAACUUUUGGAGAAAUGCAUGGGAGUUCCUUUGGCAAUAAAGUGUCUAGGAAGCUUGCUAUCUUCAGAAACUAGCAUAGCCAAGUGGAAAAACAUCGAGGAAAAGUUGUCGCUCCAAGAGAAAAAGGAAAACGGUAUUUUACAUGUACUCAGAGUUUGCUAUGAUCAAAUGCCCUCACAACUGAAGCCUUGUUUUCUGCAUUGUUCUCAAUUACCUAACGAUCGCAUAAUUUCUUCAAAUGAUAUGAUUCAGUUAUGGAUGGCAAAUGGGCUCCUCCAUUCACCUGAAGAGAAGAACUCAACUAUGGAAAAUAUAGGUGAGAAGUACUUCAUGGAGCUAUGGUCAAGAUAUUUCAUUCAAGAAAUUGAAGAACAUGGGCUUGGCUACUGGAUUAAAUUGCACCCUCUCAUCCAAAAACUUGCACACAAAAUCACACAAGAACAAUCUGAGGGCUCGGGGGGCAACAAUCAUCCCAAAGAAGUCACUGAAAUAAGAUCCAUAGCCUUUCAAGAAAGAAAUAUGGUGCUACCUAAUGCAUCCCUAACUGAAAAGUGCAUCUGGAAGUACAAAGGGUUAAGAUUGUUGUAUUUAAGCAAUGCAGACCUACAGGAAAUUCCAAAUUCCAUAGGAACACUCAAGUACCUGAGAUACCUCGACUUGCAUGGCAAUACGAAAAUCAAGCAUCUACCAAAUUCAAUAUGUAAUCUACAAAGUUUGCAAACCUUAAUUCUUGGAUCUUGUUCCGCACUUGAAGACCUGCCCAAGGAUAUAAGGAAUUUGAUCAGCCUGAGAUACUUGUGGGUAACAACAAACAAGCUUCGUCUGGACAAAAACGGAGUUGGAACCAUGAAUUCUCUGCGGUUUCUUGCCAUUGGAGGGUGCAAUAACCUAGAAAAUCUAUUUGAACGCCCAGAUUGCCUUGCAGGCCUCGAAACCCUAAUGAUAUAUAAUUGCACUACCUUGAAAUUGUUGCCAGACGAGAUGAGAUAUCUAAAAUCACUACAAAAUUUGAUGAUUUGGAGUUGCAAGCAACUUACACUAAACUUAAAAGAAGUGGAAUUCAAGCUUCAAAGAUUCACGAUCAAAGAGCUUCCAAGAGUGGAAAGAUUACCCCAAUGGCUUGAAAACUCGGCAGAAACUUUGAGAACCUUGCAGAUCAUCAAUUGUCCCAUAAGAAUAAUGGAACGACAGGGAAUUGAAAAGUACGAAGCAGUUGAAAAUACCAUAAUCUAUGGUGCUGUAAGGUUUGAAAUGGCACCACCAGGUUACGACUUCGAACACCGGAAUUUGGCAGUGCGUAAUGGGAAUGAGGAGAUGCAUAUAUAUCCUUAGUCAUUGCUAUUGAUUUUUGGAACUUACAUUUGUUAAUGUAGUCUAAGUGUGAUAAUGGUUCAAAUUUAAAAUGUUAAUAUCUAUGUAAGUGUGUCCGCUAAACAUGUUUAUUCUAAUUUGUAAUUUUUCUGGAUCGUCUUCUUUCCUCCAAAUAAUUCAUACAUUAAAUCAAAUUGUUUCUUUUUUCUAAAAA
Cucumis sativus (cucumber) is the source of this 4622-nucleotide messenger RNA. RefSeq names its product putative disease resistance protein RGA1. Gene Ontology annotation, biological process: defense response to other organism. NCBI's taxonomy places the organism in Eukaryota, Viridiplantae, Streptophyta, Magnoliopsida, Cucurbitales, Cucurbitaceae. The transcript has a single exon. The record is from RefSeq and is a predicted model, not a curated record. The coding region runs from base 1751 to 4429 and encodes 892 amino acids. Gene Ontology annotation, molecular function: ADP binding.